AGCUAAUUUUAAGAUUUAUGCCCUGUUUCUAAGUUGGGCACACUAAUUCGCGUAAUAUUAUUGCCGCUCGCGGUCUUGUAUUUGGCCCACGCGUCUCCGUCUCUCUGCCAAGCUUUUGACAAUAACAAGUAUAAAUAAUGAGUUUUCUGAAGCCCAAAACACACAUAGAGCAGGGCGAUGUGGUCAUCCUGUAUCUAAGUGUGAAUUCUAUGCACGCCAUCGAAGCGGUGCCCACCAUCGUAAACAAGAAAGGCGAAACAAUAGCGCACAUCUUUCAGACUCCAUACGGAUCACUUAAAGUGGAAAAUAUUAUUGGCGUAGAGUACGGCAGUCGCGUGGAGCUCUCCAAGGGCUAUGCGCACGUGCUGCAACCAAACCCGGAACUGUGGACACAAACACUGCCGCAUCGCACACAAAUCAUCUACACGCCCGACAUCAGCAUGAUCCUCCAUCAGCUGGAGGUGCGUCCCGGUGCCGUGGUUGUCGAGUCCGGCACCGGUUCCGGUUCUUUGUCACAUUAUUUUCUACGCGCCUUAAAACCAACCGGACAUCUGCAUACAUUUGACUUUCAUGAGGCGCGGGCGGACCAGGCACGAGAGGAGUUCAAGCGACACGGGCUGGGUGACUUUGUAACGGUUUAUCACAGAGAUGUUUGCAAUCUGGGCUUCACCAGCGAACUGGAUGGUGUGGCUGAUGCAGUGUUUUUGGAUCUGCCCGCGCCGGAUUUGGCAGUGCCACAUGCAUUCAAGGCGUUGAAGUUGUCGGGUGGUCGUUUCUGCUCGUUCUCGCCCUGCAUUGAGCAGUCCCAACGCUGCAUUGAAGUCCUCACCAAAUUGGGCUUUAAUGAGAUCUGCUCAAUGGAAGUGCUGCAGCAGGAGAGCGUUAUUAAAACCCGUACAUUGCCUGUGAUCGAUUUGGAAUUCCUCAAAGCACCCAAAGAAGUUGAGACAAACACAAACGAGGACGCCAAAACAAAGGAGCCCAAGGAGCUGAAAAAGUAUCUAACGUCAAGUAAUCCCCAAGUGCUGCCCGGACACACGGGUUUCCUCACAUUUGCCACACUGCCACCCAACAUACCCAAAGCUUGAAGCAAGUGUAAUUUUGAUAAAUAAAUUGUGUAGUUUUUUA
Messenger RNA from Drosophila sulfurigaster albostrigata, 1128 nucleotides. It is a transcript of the gene Trmt61, whose product is annotated as tRNA (adenine(58)-N(1))-methyltransferase catalytic subunit TRMT61A. The coding region runs from base 138 to 1088 and encodes 316 amino acids. Gene Ontology annotation, biological process: tRNA methylation. The record is from RefSeq and is a predicted model, not a curated record. Gene Ontology annotation, cellular component: tRNA (m1A) methyltransferase complex; nucleus. The transcript is spliced from 3 exons. NCBI's taxonomy places the organism in Eukaryota, Metazoa, Arthropoda, Insecta, Diptera, Drosophilidae.